Somion occarium is the source of this 1835-nucleotide messenger RNA. NCBI's taxonomy places the organism in Eukaryota, Fungi, Basidiomycota, Agaricomycetes, Polyporales, Cerrenaceae. The record is from the annotation of a GenBank genome assembly.
AACUGUUCCCUGCCUUCAUGCGGAGCCAUGGUAUCAACUUGAAGAACUGAAGUUCUGUAACGUAUUGGAGGCGAGAUUAUGUUCCGAGUGGUGAGUGAACAGAGAUCUCUAGUGGUCGGGUGACAAGCUGCAUCGGUGGAAAAACCUCCAGUACAUAAUCUUCUUAUUUUCAUAUGGACCAGACCAGGGCCAUGUCAUGUCAACAUCUAUUAUUUACAGGGGUUUUUCAUGGAGACUGAUGCAUCCCGUUAUUCUCCCCGGGAACGAAAUCAAUCGAAUAACUUUUCGAUGUCAGCAAAUCCCCGUCCUCUGACAGCGUCUGUAGACUAGACGAAAGUCACACGGGUCAUAUCUUCUUACUUGACUAGAUGUGAAAGUGUUGAAUGUGAUCCCAUUUGCAACGAUGCGCCUGAAGAGAGCUGAAGUAAUUGUUGCGUCUCGCAUCCUAAAGAUGUAUUACGGAGUAACCGGUCAUGGAUAGCUGAUAUUGGUGGUCAUCUGGCACUUGCUUCUAUAGAUAACUCGGUGGUCGGCGCUCAGCCUACGGGCUGCAUUCCUCGUAGCAGCGAGACGUAUAGUCAGCGACAUGGACUCGAUAUAUAUGGGAAAACAGCGUCUCCCGAUAGUAUAUAUAAGCCCAUAACGAGCCUACGUAUGUAAGUCCCCAGUCAACUCAACUCGCUCAUCGUUGCUCCCACACACGCCGCAUUGGUUGGAAGCACCCUGUAACAGCAUGCCACAAAACCUACCUGUUGUGAAAGCCGACUUGUCGGGCAAGACCGUGGUUAUCGUUGGCUCCAACACUGGAAUCGGUUUUGAAGCGGCGAAGCAUUUUGCAAGGAUGAACCCCGCACGGGUGAUCUGUACCUGUCGCAGUCAAGAAAAGGCAGAAACUACCAUCUCAGAAAUCGCAAGGGAGACUGGGUAUACGAAGGCGGAGGGUUGGGUCCUCGAGCUUUCAGAUUUCAGCUCAGUCAUUGCAUUUGCCGAGCGGUUCGAAAAUGAGUCAGUGCCCCUCGACAUCCUCGUGUGCAAUGCUGCCAUAGCCUUGCCGCAUUUUCAGAAGACUAUUGAUGGUUGGGAAACAGUAUUGCAAGUAAAUCAUUUGUCACUUGCCCUGUUGUCCCUUUUGCUGCUGCCGACUCUUGCUCGAACCGCCCAAACAUCAUCCGGCUUAUCUCGCCUAGUCAUAGUCUCUAGUGAUACCCAUGCAUGGACCACUUUUGAUAAGGACAGGAUUCCUGGUUCAGUUCUGGAGACUUUGAAUGACGUGAGUUUCUUUGAUGCUCAAGCCGGAAAGAGCUACAGCGAUACCAAACUUCUCAACGUAUUAUUCACUCGAACGCUUGCGAAUCAUCUCUCUCCAACUGCUCAUGUCCUCGUCGACACAGUAAAUCCUGGCUUCUGUCUAUCCGAUCUCAGGCGCAAUAUCGAGGAUCGCGGUCAAUGGGAUGACUUCAUGGCUCAUGCUAGGACUUCGGAAGAAGGAAGCCGUCAGUUGAUUUGGGCUGCCCUUGGACCUCAAGGCGCAGGUGAGAAGGAACCGAAGGAGCUACACGGAGGCUACAUCUCUGAUAACCAGCUGACUCUGCCGAGCCCAUGGGUCCGAAGUGAACCUGGUCGCAGGGUCCAGGAGGAAGUAUGGAUGGAAACGUUGAAAGCGGUAUCUAAUGCAGCUCCUAAGGUCGAAAAUGUUGUCUCCGAAUAUAUUAGGGCUUCAGGAUAUUCUUAGGACGUUGUUGAGUCACACCUGAAACUUCAUAUGAAUUGUAUAUGAUUGAUGGGAUAGUUCCACUCAGCAGUUUCGUUUUAUGAAUGGGACUGACGAUGCAAUC